Messenger RNA from Pocillopora damicornis (cauliflower coral), 2178 nucleotides. Its product is annotated as cyclic GMP-AMP synthase-like. The record is from RefSeq and is a predicted model, not a curated record. Lineage: Eukaryota; Metazoa; Cnidaria; Anthozoa; Scleractinia; Pocilloporidae.
GGCCUAUUGAAUUGCAAGCUCUCCCCUUUACUCAUAUUUUGCGAUGUACGCCGCAACAAAAGAUCAGAUAAUGGCAGAGGCCGAGGCGAGGGAAGAAGACGCUCUUACUUUAACGAAGAAACUUCGUGAUUUCUCCGUAAAGUACGUCAAGAUUUCUGAGGAAGACAUGACUCUCGUCAGAAAGUUGGUCAAAGAAUAUAUUGAAGACAAGAUCAUAAUGUAUUGUCGGGAGAAUUCUAAGAUUCAGAUACUAAAACUGGAGUACACUGGCAGUUUUUACGAGAGGCUGAAGACUGAAGCCGCUGAUGAAGUAGAUAUCAUGAUAGUAUUUAGAACGCAAACAGCAGAAAUCACGGUAAUAGAAUCCGAUGUGCCCGGGUAUGUCCUUCUCAUGGCAAAAGAAAGCUCAGUGGUACGUAAAUAUGCGUGGGAUAAUGGAUUUAUUAGCCCCAAACGCAUCCGAGAUCUUUGGUUCGGUCUCGUUCAGCGAGCAGUGAAUUAUAUUCACGCUAAACCACCAUAUUCUGAAGUUCCUGUGGUUUUGCGUAACCACGGACCAGCUGUGCUGUUAGACAUUAAAAAAAUUUUAUCAGUUGAUCUCGUCCCUUGCUUCCAAGUGGAAGGUAAAUAUUAUGUGCCCAAGCCUCUGAAAGGGAAACGAUUUGUGUCGGAACCAAAGCUUCUUUUUUGGAGGCAGUCGUUUUCGGUAGAGGAGAAGCAAGUUUUACAGUUGAUGGACAGGGGAGACCAUGGCUGCAGGCACGAGCUUCUCCGAAUCGUGAAGACCGUGAUGAAAAGACCGGAGACAUCUUUACCAAUGGAUUCCUUUUACUUGAAAAACGCCUUUAUGCACUACAUUUACGGAGGAGGCAAAGAUUGGGCGAGCGGAGACGCGUUAGGAAAGCAUUUCCUUAACUUCCUAGAGACAUUACGGAUUCAUAUGGAAAGGAGAAGUCUUCCCCACUAUUUCCUACCUGAUGCAAACCUUCUGGAUGAUUUUAAGGAAGAAGUUGUCAAGCAGAUGGAAAAUCGUUUGAGAAGGAUUCUGGAAAGCGAAAAAAGGUUAAACAAAAUUCUUGAAUAGCUUCGACCACCCUGCCUUUUUCGCGUUGUCAGCGAUAUGUACCAUUUUACCGAACUCGAGCUGCACAUUUUUUUGGUAAGGGGCUAGUUAUAAACCCCCCAAAAAAUCGUUUUUGGCAGAGAUUUGGUUUGUGGCUGACUUACCAAAUCGUUUUUAUCUUUAAGUAGAUGUCUUGUAACACAUGCAGGUUUAACACUCCAAUCUAUAGUCAUGUGGACGAUGAAAGUUCAAAUAUGGUUGACAAAAUAUAUAAAGAAGGAGGGUAAGUUUCCAAAGUAACAGUGGUUGUUUCGUCGGUGGGAGAGUGUAACAUAGUAAUUUGGUCAACUGAGUUGGUAAAUUGGCCAAUUUACGUUAUCAGCUCAGUUGAUAAUACUAAACUAUAUGUUGACGAACAAACAUGGCGGACCAGAAACAUUUGUUAACGUUGUGAAAUCUUCCCUGGUAGUAAACCAUGAUUUCAUAAUGGUAAUUAGUGAAAUGUCCCACAGACAUACGAGCCACUCUGAUUUCUGGUACAGAAAUUUCAUCGAGUUUGAAUCCCUCAAUUUAUUUCUGAGUCAGAGUCAAAAAAUAUACACAACCCAGGUGAUGUGAACACAAUACUGGAAGUGUAUAGCAUGUUCCCUUUUUCAUCUUUUGCAAAAAAAUGGCUGUUUUACUUUUACUUCAAUGACUUGCCAUCUUCUACCAACCAGAUCCGCAACUAAAAACUGUCACAACAAAGUCCUUCAGAAAUCGGGCGACUAAGAUUGCGGUUAUAUCACAUAUGAUUACAAAAGAAACAAAAAAAAACAAACAAAAAACAAAAAUCAAAUUCUUUUACAAAUAACACUUUCUACCACCUAUCCUGAUACGGUAACUUAAAAUGUCCAAGCCGAAUCAUGAUUUGUUGCAACAGAAAAGAUGCUCGCAAACUUGAAGUAAAUUUACUCAGACAUAUCAAUCAGUUCAACCUUUUUUUCCCUUCAUUUUUUUUUCUUUAUUGAUUUCUCUCUUUUUUUUCAUUAUUCUUAUUGAAGCUUUAGCCGUGAGUUAGCUUUCCAGGUCAUUCAUAAGUUUGAUAAUUAAAGCUGAAAAUCCGUGGCGUUGGA